Molecule: messenger RNA, 3318 nt
Organism: Punica granatum (pomegranate)
Lineage: Eukaryota; Viridiplantae; Streptophyta; Magnoliopsida; Myrtales; Lythraceae
Source: RefSeq, a predicted model, not a curated record
UUGAGCAGAAGCUGAGUACGGAACACGCUAUAGAAGGACAUAACUGUUUUCUCGUUCCGUGUCAAAACUCCGUCCGUUCUUCCGACCGAGCAUUCAGGUUCAGGAAAUAGGGGCUCCCUUUGGUCUAUGAACCCGACAAAGAACGGUGAUGUUGAUUCCAAGCUGCAGCUCCAGGGACCUGGGAGCUGAGACCCUCCACCCUCACUUCAUUCCUCCACUAUGUAAGUCCCAUUUCUCCUCUUGGCCGCACAGAGCUGCUAGGGUUUCUCCAAGGUUCAACCUUUCUGAGCAGAGAAUCCCAAGAAGGAAGAACCCUCUUCCGGGUACUCUACUCCCUCCCCAGGGACUGGACAAGGUAAUAGAAUCACGCACCCUCAUGGAUGGGACCAGGGUUUUUGUGGGGUUUAAGCUUAGUUGCCAUUCAAGAACUGCUUCGCCGGCCGCCAGGCCUUCUCGGAAGAAGAAGUACGGAGGUGUAUUGCCUUUGAUUCUGCGGUCUCUGGAGUCUGAUGAUAAUUUGGAGAAUACCCUGAAUUCCCUCUGCGAGAAUCUUAGCCCCAAGGAACAGACUGUCGUCCUCAAAGAACAGCGAAGCAGCUGGGAGAGAUUGAUUCGGGUUUGGGAGUUCUUCAAGUCGCAGAAAGACUACGUACCCAAUGUGAUUCACUAUAACAUAGUGCUUCGGGUGCUGGGGAGGGCCCAGAGAUGGGAUGACUUGAGAAGAUGUUGGGUCGAGAUGGCUAAGAAUGGUGUCUUGCCCACCAAUAACACUUACGGGAUGCUUGUUGAUGUUUACGGGAAAGCAGGUCUCAUGAAAGAAGCCUUAUUGUGGAUAAAGCAUAUGAGAUUGAGGGGAAUUUUCCCUGACGAGGUCACAAUGAAUACAGUUGUUAGGGUUCUGAAGGAUGCGGGAGAAUUUGAUAAGGCAGAUAGGUUCUAUAAGGAUUGGUGUGUUGGACUGGUUGAAUUGGAUGGCCUCGAAUUGGAUUCAGUAGCUGACUUUGAGAAUGAACUCAACUUGGCGGAUAUAAGUUACAAGCAUUUUUUGUCCACAGAGCUUUUCAAGACUGGUGGAAGAGCAAAGAGUUUUGCUUUAUCGGACAUGGAAGCUUCUUCUCCCAGGAAGCCCCGACUUACAUCUACUUAUAACACUCUAAUAGAUUUGUAUGGGAAGGCCGGGCGAUUGAAGGAAGCUGCUGACGUGUUCGCUGAAAUGUUGAGAUCAGGUGUUCCAAUGGACACAAUCACUUUCAAUACUAUGAUCUUCACCUGUGGAAGUCAUGGAUCCUUAUCAGAAGCAGAGGCUCUGUUGAAAGAGAUGGAAGGAAGAGGGAUUUCGCCCGACACUAAAACGUAUAACAUCCUUCUUUCCUUAUAUGCUGAUUCAGGUAACAUUGAUGCGGCCCUUACUUGUUACCGGCAGAUCAGGAAGUCUGAUCUUUUUCCCGAUGUGGUAACUCACAGGGCUAUUAUACACGCUUUAUGUGAGAGGGGCAUGGUUCGAGAGGUCGAUGAAGUGAUUGAAGAAGUGCAAAAAUCGGGCUUCCAAAUUGACGAGCAUUCUCUUCCCAUGGUUGUUAAGAUGUAUGUUGACAGCAAGUUGCUGAGUAAGGCAAAAAGUUUGCUUGAAAGCUUUCAAAAUAAUUGCACGAUAUCUUCAAAAAAUCGGGCCGCUAUCAUGGAUGUUUAUGCUGAAAAGGGGUUAUGGGCUGACGCCGAGUCAUUAUUUUUUGCCAAGAGAAACAUUGUUGAGCAGCAAAAGGAUAUAUUGGAGUAUAACGUGAUGAUCAAAGCUUAUGGAAAGGCAAAGUUUUACGAGAAGGCCUUUUCGCUUUUUAGGACAAUGAAGAAUCAAGGAGUGUGGCCUGAUGAAUGCACUUACAAUUCCCUCAUUCAGAUGUUUGCUGGGGGAGAUUUAAUGGAACAAAUUCGUGAUCUCUUGGCUGAGAUGCAGAGAGCCGGAUUUAAACCUAAUUGUCUGACCUACUCUGCAAUUAUUGCAUCCUUUGCCCGACUGGGGUUGCUCUCAGAGGCAGCUGAUAUGCACAUUGAAAUGGAAAAGCAAGGGGUGAAGCCAAACGAAGUAGUGUAUGGUUCUUUGAUCAAUGGUUUUGCUGAGAUUGGUAGAGUCAAACAAGCUUUCCGAUAUUUACGGCAAAUGGAAGAAUGUGGAGUCCCCUCGAAUCACAUAAUCCUCACGUCACUCAUUAAGGCAUAUGCUAAGAUGGGUUAUGUCCAAGGGGCGAGAUCUAUCUAUGAGAAGAUGAAGAGCAUGGAGGGUGGUUCGGAUAUUGUCGCAUCGAACAGUAUGAUUGGUCUCUAUGCAGAUCUUGGAAUGGUUUCUGAAGCAAAAGUUAUGUUCGAGACCAUCCAGUCAAGGGGUGAGGCUGACGGGAUCUCAUUCGCCACCAUGAUGCGCCUGUACAAGGGCAUGGGCAUGCUUGAUGAAGCGAUCGAGGUUGCAGAGGAGAUGAAAAAGGCGGAUCUGUUGAGGGACUGCAAUUCAUAUAACAAGGUCAUGGCAUGUUAUGCCACUAAAGGCUUAUUACUCGAGUGUGGCAAACUUCUGCAUGAGAUGAUGUUUGUUCGGAAGAUCUUGCCUGACAGUGGUACAUUUAAGGUGAUCUUUGUAGUUCUGAAAAAGGGAGGGAUGCCCAUUGAAGCUGUUUCACAGCUUGAGUCGUGCUACCACGAGGGUAAACCCUACGCUAGACAGGCAAUAAUCUCCUGUGUCUUCUCGCUUGUGGGCCUGCACAAUUUUGCUAGGGAGUCUUGCAAAACCUUGUUAAAGGCAAAAGUUGCUCUGGAUUCUUCCAUAUACAAUGCCUGUAUUUAUGUCUACGGGGAGAUGGGGGAGACAGACCAGGCCUUGAACUUGUUCAUGAAGAUGCAGGACAAUGGCUUGAGGCCCGACCUCGUGACCUAUGUCAAUCUGUUGAACUGUUACGGGAAGGCUGGCAUGAUUGAGGGGGUGAGACGGGUUCACAAUAUGAUGAAACGAGGCGAUAUCAAGCCCAAUGAGUCCCUGCUAAAUUCUGUGAUGGAUGCCUAUAGAAAGUCUAACAGGCACGACCUGGCGGAGCUGGUAAGCAAAGAGAUGAGAUUUGAGUUGGACUUGCAACAGUACGCCGAUUCAGGAACCGAAAGCGAGCCAGAUGAAACUCCUCCGGACCUUUAGCACCCUGGGAGUCCUACACGUUUUGUAGCGCACUGUUGUUGUGCAAUAUAAAUUUUGGUCAUGGGGCCAAAUUGGCCUGAAUGUAUUCACAUGUAUCACUUCUUCAAUCAACGCAAUGAAUAUGAUAUUUUCUACUGUCC